Nicotiana attenuata is the source of this 1476-nucleotide messenger RNA. RefSeq lists its product as uncharacterized. The record is from RefSeq and is a predicted model, not a curated record. NCBI's taxonomy places the organism in Eukaryota, Viridiplantae, Streptophyta, Magnoliopsida, Solanales, Solanaceae. The transcript is spliced from 2 exons. The coding region runs from base 1 to 1476 and encodes 491 amino acids.
AUGGAGGAGAUAGAGAACGAGAACAAAAUGCUCCGCAAUCAAAUGAAAGAACAUCAAGAAAGGGUAGACAAAAUACCGGGUGCACCAAAGCUUUUCACAAAAUGGGACGCCGGCCGGUUCGUGGAACAGCCGUACAGUGACGAGGCUGCACCAUACGCCAUACCCAAAACCUUCAAAAUACCGCCGUAUUUAAAAAUAUAUGACGGCACGAUGGACCCUGAGGAUCAUGUGACCCACUAUGUCACUGCAGUGAAAGGCAACGACCUCGCCAAAGAACAAGUGUCGUCCAUAUUGCUGAAAAAGUUUGGUGAGACCUUAACUGAGGGAGCGCUGACUUGGUACUCACAGUUACCUGCGUGUUCCAUAGAAACAUUCGAGGAGAUGGCAGACAAGUUCGUCACCACCCAUGCCUGGGCUAAGAAAGCAGAGCCGAGGGUAAAUGACAUAUUCGCCAUCAAGCAAUCGCCUGGCGAGGGACUCAGAGACUUCCUUGCCCGAUUCAACCAUGUAAGAAUGACCCUUCCAAAUAUAUCUGAAGGGAUGGCGGUAGCCGCUUUCCAAAAUGGGCUGAGUAGAAGUGGGUCGAGGGCGACCAGGAAGUUGCUAAGCCGUCUCAUGAAAUACCUUCCAACCACUUGGGACGAGAUACAUAACGCCUACUGUGCCGGGGUAAGAGCCGACGAAGACGACCUCAACGGACCUACCCAACGGUUGAACUCACUCCAGAUGGAGUCCAAGAAGGACCGAAAAAACAACAACAUGAGAGAUCUAGCAGGACCCCGACCCAAUCGGGAGAGACAUCAGCCUUACGUCAAAGCGCUCUCAUGCCGACUCCACGCCAUGACGAAGGCCCAUCCAGGCCACGAACAGGAACCCACCGAAGUGAGAGAGGUUGUAAACAUGCUCCACCAAGGGCACUUGAAAGAGCUGAUGAGCGAUCGGGGAAGAGCCAACUUCGCCCGAGGACGUGAACACCACCAGGGACCGUCCAAACCACCUUCCCCGACUCGAACCAUUCAAAUGAUCAUUAGAGGAGGCGACGACGCAUCAAUCAACAGCGUAAAGUUCACCACCACCCACAAACUCAAACGAUCGAUCACUCAUGAACGGUAUGAUGAACUCGAAGAGAGUAUCAUCUUCGAUAAGUCGGAUACCCACGGUUUGGUUUUCCCUCAUUGUGACGCUCUUGUCAUUACUUUACGCAUCUUAGACACUGUUGUCAAACGUAUUAUGGUUGAUGAUGGGAGCGACGCGUGUAUCAUCCACCCUCGAGUUCUCGCACAAAUGAGACUCGAGAAUAGGAUAGUGUCACGCUACAUCACACUGGCAGGUUUUAAUAAUGCAGUCGAGCGGACAUCCGGAGAAAUAACACUGCCCGUCCUGGCAGGCGGUGUCACUCUGGAGACCACAUUCCACAUCAUGGAUCAGGAUACGGCAUACAACGCCAUCAAGGUCGACCUUGGAUACACACCAUGA